This is a messenger RNA of Trichoderma virens Gv29-8, 887 nucleotides long. RefSeq lists its product as uncharacterized. Gene Ontology annotation, molecular function: translation elongation factor activity; guanyl-nucleotide exchange factor activity. The record is from RefSeq and is a predicted model, not a curated record. NCBI's taxonomy places the organism in Eukaryota, Fungi, Ascomycota, Sordariomycetes, Hypocreales, Hypocreaceae. Gene Ontology annotation, cellular component: eukaryotic translation elongation factor 1 complex; cytosol. Gene Ontology annotation, biological process: translational elongation. The transcript is spliced from 4 exons. The coding region runs from base 94 to 783 and encodes 229 amino acids.
CCUCUUUUAUCCAUCCCUUCGCUAACUUUUCUCCGUCUACAUAUACGUUUAAGAUAUUCUUUCCAUUACUGCUAUUUACCACCUUUUGUUAUCAUGGGUUUCACCGACCUCCUUGCCGACACUGGCCUUGCCGUGCUCAAUAACUGGCUAUUGACUCGCUCCUAUGUCACUGGCUACGCUCCUACCCAGGCCGACGUCGCUUGUUUCAAGGCCCUUCAGGGUUCCCCCGAUUCUGCCAAAUACCCUCACGCUGCUCGAUGGUACAAGCACAUUGCCACCUUCGAGGACGAGUUUUCCACCCUUAGCGGAGAUACUACCAAGCCCUAUACUGCCUAUGGCCCUGACUUCGCUGAAGUCACCUUGAACGCCACUAAGGUCCCCGCCGCCGAAGAGAAUGAUGAUGAUGUCGACCUGUUCGGCAGUGACGAUGAGGAAGAGGACGCUGAGGCCGUCCGUAUCCGUGAGGAGCGUUUGGCAGAGUACCGUAAAAAGAAGGAGGGCAAGGCAAAACCCGCUGCCAAAUCUGUUGUUACUCUGGACGUGAAGCCCUGGGAUGACGAGACAGACAUGAUUGCCCUCGAGGCGGCUGUUCGUGGCAUCGAAAAGGAUGGCCUGGUCUGGGGUCAAUCUAAGCUGGUCGCUAUUGGUUUCGGUAUCAAGAAGCUGCAAAUCAAUCUGGUUGUUGAGGACGACAAAGUCUCUACUGAUGAGCUUCAGGAAGAGAUUCAGGAGUUUGAGGAUUACGUUCAGUCUACCGAUGUUGUUGCUAUGCAGAAGCUGUAAGCAGGGUUGAGGGGGGUAAAUAAUACCGAUAUACGAAUCUUCAUGGAAUGAUGAAAAGUGCAAGUAGCUGUUGCUAAAAGAUUACUUGGAGAUUGCUUCGACGC